Messenger RNA from Linum trigynum, 2017 nucleotides. Lineage: Eukaryota; Viridiplantae; Streptophyta; Magnoliopsida; Malpighiales; Linaceae. The record is from the annotation of a GenBank genome assembly.
CACACCCAUCUUGGCGCUACCCAACUUUGACGCCCCUUCAUCAUUGAAACAUAUGCUUCAGGUACAUGCAUUGGGGCAGUUCUAAUGCAAGCUGACCGUCCUAUUGCGUACAUGAGUCGAGCUCUCGGUAAGGCCAAGCUGACACUAUCAAUAUAUGCUAAGGAAAUACUGUCGUUGUUACGACAAUUCACACAUGGCAUCCUUAAAUCUUGGGCCGGAAAUUUGUUAUCCGAACAAAUAAGAAAAGUCUAAAACAUCUUCUCAGCUAGCGGAUUACAACGCCCGAAAAACAACAAUGUGAUUCCCUUAGCCGCCGCCCAACUGAAGCCUUGUUGCUAGUAGUCUCCAUUCAGCAUACAACACUCUAGGAUUCCCUCAAAAUCACGACGCUCACUCAUCCUUAUAUUCAGAAGGCUCUGGCUUGUGUAAAAUCAGCUUCCCCUGGCCCCUACUCCAUCCGAAACGACAUGGUUCUCCUGCGAAAGCGCAUCAUCAUCCCUCCUCACUCCCCUCAUGUGCGCCAACUUCUCGAGGAGCUCCAUUUCACUCCCAUCGGCAGCCACUCCGGGAUUGAACGAACUUACCGGCGACUGGCUUCCCAAUUAUUCUUGCUCGAUAUGUUCGAUGACGUCAAGCGUUUCGCCCACUCAUGUGAUACUUGUCAACGAGCCAAGUCCCAGUCCUUGGCCCCGGCGGGCCUCCUUCAGCCGCUCCCUGUUCCCACUUAGUUAUGGGAAGACAUCUCCCUUGAUUUCAUAGAUGGUUUGCCGCGUUCAGGUGGGAAGACAAUGAUUUUGGUUUUCAUCGAUCGUUUGACCAAAUACGGUUACUUCAUCGUUCUUUCCCAUCAAUUUACGGCGUGUUCGGUGGCUGAUCAGUUCAUGGCCGAUAUUUCACGACUUCAUGGCCUUCCCCGCUCGAUCGUCAGUGCCAGUGUUCGCGUUUUCAUGAGCAACUUUUGGCAGGAACUUCACCACCAAUCGGGGACAACUCUCAGCAUGUCCUUCUCAUACGAUCCUUAAUCUGAUGGCCCAACGGAGGUCGUGAAUUGCUGCAUCGAGCAAUAUUUAAGGUGAUUUACCCAUGAACAACAGAAGAAGUGGCUGUUGUACUUACCCUGGGCUGAGUAUUGGUACAAUUCCUACUUACACAGCUCUACGGGCAUGCCCCCCUUUUUGAGCUCUCUAUGGGCGGCUGCCCCCUCCAAUUCCAAACUAUCGUCUGGGAUCCACUUCGGCCCAUGAGGUCAAUCAUGCUCUUGUUGACUGCAAUGAUCUUCUCAAUGAGCUGAAGGCCAAUCUAGUUGUCUUGCAGAAUCGCAUGAAGCAGCAUGCUAAUUUACACCGACAAGAGGAACAAUUCACAAUUGAUGAUUGGGUAUAUAUGAAGUUACAGCCUUACCGCCAGCAUACAGUCUUCCGUCCAGCAUCAUAGAAGCUGGUCUGACGCCUCUUUGUCCCCUACAUGAUCACUGAAUGCAUCGACCUGUGGCUUAUCGCCUCGGCUUACCGGCUGACAGUCGUGUGCACCCGGUCUUCCAUGUCUCUCUGCUGUGUCGUUGCCUUGCUCCUCCCACCGCUGCUACUUCGCAGGACAUACCUCCCAUUGGAAAUGAUGGGUCACUCCUUCUCCAUCCUAAGGCCAUUCUUGAGACACGUUGGAUGAAAAGAGGUUCUCAUUUUGUGGAGGAACUCCUCAUCAAAUGGAAGUCCCUGCCUGCCAGUGAUGCUAGUUGGGAAUUGGCUUCCACUUUCCAUGAUCAUAUCAUCCAGCUGGUCAUUGAGGACAAUGCCGGUUCUUCAGGGGGUGGUAAUGAUACAUCUUCAAGUCGCCCAACAAUCCUCUACUGUGACGAAUAGUCAGCCCAACCCAUCUACAAUAAGGCCUUAAGCCUCGCAACAUGCUUGUCGUUGUAAGAAUGUGAUUUGUUUAUUUGUUUCAGCAUUGUUAGCUAGUUUGAAUUGGUUAGCAGGUGGUUAGAGUAGUGGUGAUAUGGGAAUAAGCGUCUAAUUGUUUU